Messenger RNA from Aspergillus neoniger CBS 115656, 1567 nucleotides. RefSeq lists its product as uncharacterized. The transcript is spliced from 10 exons. NCBI's taxonomy places the organism in Eukaryota, Fungi, Ascomycota, Eurotiomycetes, Eurotiales, Aspergillaceae. Bases 335 to 1477 code for a protein of 380 amino acids. The record is from RefSeq and is a predicted model, not a curated record.
CAAAAGGCUGCAGGGGAUGGCAUCUACUGAUAGCUAUGUUGCGAGACGAGCGACUGAUUAUCCCCGAAAGGUAUCCCUGGGCAUUUGUUGCUUUUGAGUCAGAACGCAGCAGUGUGGUGAAGACAAAGUGAGUCGAAUUUGAGUGGAGAUGUACCGCAUGAUGGUCAUUUACAGAUUCUUAACACUCCUUGAAAGAAGAAGUUCUCCACCUUUUGCUCUUGAUGUACUAAUACUGUUCUUCCUGGGACAUUCUACCAAUAAGAGGGUCACUGUCGACGACUGGGACGAGAUUUACUCAACUUUUACUUGACUUUCUUCCCACAAAGCAUGACUUAUGUGCAUCCUUUUUUCUCAGAGAGGUCAACAAUAUCCGCACUCAGAGCAACAACAACCUCUCUUCUCCAAGUAUUGGGGUCUCUGGUUGGCCGGGGCAGGUCACCCCAGUGUUCCUGCCAGUUUGGUCGACACGGAACCCAUUCACUUCUUCCUUUGCAACACCUCUCCUUGCACUGGUUCUAUUUCUCCCUCGGGGACAGUCUUCUACUUCUCUCACACAUCGAAAGGACACGAUCAUUUAUUUCAUCUCCGGCUACUACUCGGGUCUCUUGAUCACCUCUCGUUUCUUAAAGCUAUCUCUCAUCCCAUAACAACCUUCCAUUUAAAUCUUGAGUCUGAGAGAACGAGCAAUAGCCGCCAAGGUGCUCUUUGCCUUGUCUUGUGUCUGACCACCUUAUCGUCGUCUUUGAGGUUAGGCGUCGUGAGUUUCGCUUUCUGCAUAAUCAAGAUGCCUGGUGACCGCGGAUCCCGUUUCUGUCGUUUUUGCUCCAGACCUGGUCACGAAGAUACGCAUUGUAACUUCCUUACACUUUGUCGGGGCCUCUAUGAACUUUCUCUCAUGGUAUCGCACCGGCCUGGAACCAGAGUUAACCUCACGGAAACUCAAAGAGCUCUCGAUAGAAUCGUGACCCGUCGUAACAGAAACAGAAGGCGAGCUAUAAGACGGCGCGAGCGUGUUCGAGCAAGAAUCACGGAUGUUGCAAGGCGUGGAAAUCAUGCUCUAGAUAUUAGCCGACGCGGUCCUAUCCAUGCUGCCGCAUCAAUGCGCAGUGUUCCAUCAACCAUGCUGAGACUGCCUGCUAUUCCCCCGACUGCACUGACCUCUGGCCCCGCGAAUGCCCAAGUCAUUCCAGGGGAAGAAAUGACGUUGCCUGCUCACCACCUACCGAGCCUACCUGCCCCUGAGGCAGAGAGCGUAUCAUCAGUCCCAACUGCAACUAGUGACACUGACGUGACCAUGGGUGUCGAAAGAGAGCUUGAAAUUAGUACAAACGCAUUAGAUGCCAGUCGGUCAGAAUCUGCGGAUGAUCUGAUCGUUCUCGAUACGCUCGACACAGCUGAUGAUUUCGUGGUGAUAAACUCAAGUCAGACUAACGAAAUAAUCGAAAAUCACUGCGCAGAGUUGUUUACUAUUGUGUAGCAAGUCCUCUUGUGACCAGGAAGGACUGGAGGAAUCUCACUCGAUAAUUCGCAACGUCUGUGACAGCUGCUGCAAGUCCCAGCCAUGAGA